AUGGCCAGCAAAGUAAAGGAUCCGGCUGCGAUUGAGCACGCCAAGACACUCACCAACAUCCCGUGGUGUGAGGAUUACGAAAAAAUGAUAUCAGGAAUGCUGUACAAUUCUCAAGCCCCGGAGCUGGUCGAGGGGAGAUUUCGGGCUCGGAAGCUUAUCCACAAAUACAACUCUUAUUUCCCCGACGACGCCACCAACGACACUCUGGUUGCCGAAAGAGAGAAGAUGCUCAAUGAAGCGCUUGGCAAAAUCGGAUCAAAUCCCUUCAUUGAGACGCCGUUCAACAUAGAUUAUGGGUGCAACACCUCCAUCGGAGACAACUUCUACGCCAACUUCAACCUUGUUAUUCUCGAUUGUGGCAUGGUCACCAUUGGCCACCGCGUCCUAUUCGGUCCCUUCGUUUCAAUAUUCGGCGCCACACACGAGACUGAUGUGCAGUCGCGUCGCAACGGCAUCGAGUACGGCGGCAGCGUCACCAUUGGAGAUGACUGCUGGAUAGGUGGCAAUACCACCAUCAUGCCGGGCGUGACGAUUGGAAAGGGAUGCACAAUAGGCGCGGGAAGCAUCGUCACAAAGUCGAUUCCAGACUUUUCUGUUGCGGUUGGCUCACCAGCAAAGGUGAUCAAGAAGGUCAACCCUGUUCCAGAUCUAUGA
Molecule: messenger RNA, 654 nt
Organism: Trichoderma gamsii
Lineage: Eukaryota; Fungi; Ascomycota; Sordariomycetes; Hypocreales; Hypocreaceae
Product: galactoside O-acetyltransferase
Exons: 3
Coding region: 1-654 (217 amino acids)
Molecular function (GO): acetyltransferase activity
Source: RefSeq, a predicted model, not a curated record